Lathyrus oleraceus (garden pea) is the source of this 1593-nucleotide messenger RNA. RefSeq lists its product as uncharacterized. The transcript has 2 exons. Gene Ontology annotation, molecular function: nucleic acid binding; zinc ion binding. Bases 1 to 1593 code for a protein of 530 amino acids. The record is from RefSeq and is a predicted model, not a curated record. NCBI's taxonomy places the organism in Eukaryota, Viridiplantae, Streptophyta, Magnoliopsida, Fabales, Fabaceae.
AUGGAGGGGAUUUUUCAGAUAGUGCAUUGUAGUGAAGAGAAUAAAGUUGUGUUUGCUUCUCACAUGAUGAGGGGUUCUGCUGUGAGGUGGUGGGAAAGUGCUUCGACUCUUAUGACCAAUCAAGGAGUACCUAGGGUUUGGGAGCAUUUUAAGACUACUUUUCUAAAUAAGUAUUUUCCUAGCUCUUUGAGGACUCAGAAAGAAUUCAAGUUUCAGCAGCUUAGACAGGGUACUAUGUCAAUGGCUAUGUAUGCUGAAAAGUUUGAAGAUAUGGCUGCUUAUUUUAGACAGGCCAUGUACACACCAGAUGAGAAGUGGAAGAUUGAUCAAUUCCUUUUUGGUUUAAGAGGUGAAAUUUCUCAUAGUGUUUCUCAAAGAGAAUUCACUACUUAUGCUGAAUUGCUAAGGCAAUGUUAUAUGGCUGAGAAUAGUUUGAUGAAAGUUCAAGAAGAAAGGGAUCAGUAUAGGAUUGGACAGAAGGACCAGGGAAGGCUAGGUAACCAGUUUAGGCCUAGACCUCAAUCUUUCAAAGGAAAACCAGUGCAGCAUGCAAGACCUAACCAUCCUCCGCAAUGUCAAGUAUGUAAGAAGUCUCAUUUUGGAAGAUGUGCUGGAAGUGUGGUUAGGUGUUUUACUUGUCAGAGGGAGGGACACAUGGCUAGGGAUUGUCCUCAGAAUAAGAAUCAGGUGCAAGGAAGGAACAUUGGUCGAGUUUAUACUUUGGAUGCAAGGAAGGCUAAGAGCAACAAUGCUUUGAUUGCUGUGAAUGGUAGAAUUUUACAGAUUGAUCUUAUUUGUUUAACACUUAAGAAGGUUGGUGUGGUUUUGGGGAUGGACUCGCUUUCCGAUAAUUUUGUGUUUAUUGGAUGUGAAGAGAAGUUAAUCAUCAUUCCAUCUAGUGAAGUUACUCCAAAGGAUGUAUUAACUACUAUCUUGGAAGGUACAGUUGGUAUGGUUAAUUUCUUAUUUGAGAAGGAAAAGUUGGUUCUCUUGGUUCUCACCAAGGAACCUAGUGACAAUCUGAAUGUUACACAAAUUCCUAUCGUUUGUGAAUUUCCAGAAGUUUUCCCUGAGGAUGUCACUUCUCUUCCUCCUGAAAGAGAAGCGGAGUUCUCUAUUGAUAUGAUACCUGGGAUGACUCCAAUCUCUGUUUCUCUGUAUCGUAUGGCCUCACUCGAGUUGAGAGAGUUAAAGGAUCAAUUGGAAGAGUUGUUAACCAAGCAUUUCAUCCGACCUAGUGUCUCACCAUGGGGAGCUCCAGUGUUACUAGUAAAGAAGAAUGAUGGUAGUAUGCGGUUGUGUAUUGAUUAUCGCCAGUUGAAUAAAGUCACCAUUAAGAACAAGUACCCCCUGCCAAGGAUAGACAAUUUGCUAGAUCAGUUGAAAGGAGCUUGUGUGUUCUCGAAGAUUGAUUUACGAUCGGGCUAUCAUCAAAUCAGAGUUAAGAAUUCGGAUGAACCAAAGACCGCAUUUAGAACCCGAUAUGGCCAUUAUGAGUUUCUUGUAAUGCCUUUUGGUGUGACGAAUGCCCCUGCUAUUUUUAUAGACUAUAUGAAUCGGAUAUUUCAACCUUACUUGGACCAGUUCGUGUGA